GCGGUUGCUAGGCAACCACAGCCGCUGGCGGUGGAAUGAGCAGAGCUACCCUCUGGUCUUAACGUAUGGGGCGGGGCGGGGGAGAUCCCCAAAGAAAAGGCUGGGGCUGCUGGAGUGAAGGCCUGGGGGCUGCGUGAGGGGGACGGAAGUGUUGUUCUGUUUAUUCGAUGACUGGGAAGGGCCCGAAACUGGACAGGAGCCGAGACACCCGGGUCCAGUUGCUGGCCAGCCCUGCCGCCUUCUUGGCUUUUGACUUCUUCAGCUGGGUUUCUGUCUGCAGAGCAGAAAGCUGGAUUUCUGUAGCACUGCCCACGGCAGGUGCCUGAGUGCUACGGGCUGGUUCUGUGCUCCGGCAGGCGGCCCGGAGGCCUCCUCUUGUCUGUGAUGCUGAAUCCCCAUCAAUGUGCACUCCCUUCGCCCGCCCAGGCAUGCGCCAUGGAGGAGAAUAGCAUGGUCGACUUCAAAGCUUUGGAGAAAGAGCUGCAGGCAGCACUUGCUGCUGAUGAGAAGUACAAGCGGGAGAACGCUGCCAAGUUCCGGGCUGUGGCACAGAGGGUGCCGUCCUACGAAGACUUCAGGGGUAUCGUGCUCGCGUCACAUCUGAAGCCACUGGAGCGGAAGGACAAGAUGAGUGGAAAGAGAACUGCGCCCUGGAACUGUCACGCUACUCGGAGGAAGACCUUCCAGGAGGACGUGGCCGUGGAAGUCUCCGAGGAGGAGACGCCCUUCCAGCCUGGGACCUCAGCAGAGUUCUACCGCGACUGGCGGCGACGCUUGCGGAGUGGACCAGAGCGCUACCAGGCUCUGCUGCGGCUCGGGGGUCCCACGCUCGGCCGCCUCUUCCAGACAGACGUGGGGUUUGGACUCCUCGGGGAGCUGCUGGCGACCCUGGCCAAUCACAUGAGGCCAGCCGACCGGGCAGCGGUGCUGGGCAUCCUUCGAGGCCUGGCGGGCACUGGGCGCUUCUCCCUGAACCUGAGCCUGCUGAGCCCCUCGGAGCUUGAGUGCUGCCGGGCCCUGUUCGAGAAGCUGCAGGCCAUGGGUGCCCCUGGGGCCGGGGCUGGGCAGGAGGCGCUCAGUGGGGAGCAGCGGGGUGCAGAGCAGGAGCAGGACCUGCUGCAGGAGCUGCGGGAGCUGUACCAGCUCCGCUGAGGCGGGGGCCCAGGCGUCAGCGCAGCGUCUUUGGUGUGGCUUGGGUUUCUGCCCACUUCCCUCCUCAACUCAGAAUCUUCAGAGCAAAAGCUGGAAUUGAGUCUUGCCACCUCUUA
Molecule: messenger RNA, 1268 nt
Organism: Chinchilla lanigera (long-tailed chinchilla)
Lineage: Eukaryota; Metazoa; Chordata; Mammalia; Rodentia; Chinchillidae
Gene: Dnaaf19
Product: coiled-coil domain containing 103
Exons: 4
Coding region: 385-1152 (255 amino acids)
Biological process (GO): epithelial cilium movement involved in extracellular fluid movement; inner dynein arm assembly; determination of left/right symmetry
Cellular component (GO): outer dynein arm
Source: RefSeq, a predicted model, not a curated record